AUGGACGUACUCACUUCUCUACAUGACCAGGGGAUCCAGAUUGGAGUGGCAUCACGCACAGGGGAGGUGGAUGGAGCCAAUCAGCUGUUGUCCCUCUUCAAUCUCAACCAAUACAUAUCCUUCAAGGAAAUAUACCCAUGGUCAAAGGUCCCUUACUUCAAAAAGUGGGAGAGGGCAGUGUGGAGUCCAAUACAAAUUGCCUUAUCUGUGGAUCUGUUCGGGGCGGUGUGUGAAUUGGAGUGGGUCCAGGGCUCCAGGCAGACAGUGGAUUCAAGUUUCAGUGAGAUGACUUUCUUUGAUGCUGAACAUAGGAACAUCAAAGACAUCAUUCGACUAGCUUGA
This is a messenger RNA of Salvelinus sp. IW2-2015, 342 nucleotides long. Lineage: Eukaryota; Metazoa; Chordata; Actinopteri; Salmoniformes; Salmonidae. The record is from RefSeq and is a predicted model, not a curated record.